Messenger RNA from Liolophura sinensis, 4109 nucleotides. Its product is annotated as regulatory-associated protein of mTOR-like. Gene Ontology annotation, cellular component: TORC1 complex; cytoplasm. Lineage: Eukaryota; Metazoa; Mollusca; Polyplacophora; Chitonida; Chitonidae. The record is from RefSeq and is a predicted model, not a curated record. Gene Ontology annotation, molecular function: protein-macromolecule adaptor activity; protein binding. Gene Ontology annotation, biological process: cellular response to amino acid stimulus; regulation of autophagy; TORC1 signaling.
UGUGGAGUGGGAAGUGUUGAAAUAAGGCGUUAUAUUCAUGGAUGUCAUGAUGUCUUAGACUGCCAGUUCUUGGAAGAAGAUAUUUCCAUUUCAUGUCGUUAAAAUGAUGACAGGCGAGCUGGAUUUCAGUGUGUUUGGGGACGAGGAAGACGAUGUUGAUGACUGGGACCUCCCCCUAGCUUUCACGAGCCCUCGUCACACUGAGAAAAUACAGGGCCCAAAGACUGUCACCCAGACAUGGCGCAUGAAAGAAAGGAUGAAGACUGUGAGUGUGGCUCUUGUCUUGUGUCUCAAUGUGGGUGUGGACCCUCCAGACAUUGUCAAAACUACGCCUUGUGCUCGCUUAGAGUGCUGGUUAGAUCCAUUGUCUAUGAGCCCCCAUAAAGCUCUUGAGGGGGUGGGGGCCAAUCUUCAGAAGCAGUAUGAACGCUGGCAACCCAGAGCUCGCUACAAGCAGAGCUUGGAUCCCACAGUGGAUGAAGUCAAGAAACUUUGCUCUUCUCUCAGACGGAAUGCCAAGGAAGAGAGGGUCCUGUUUCACUACAAUGGACAUGGUGUCCCAAGACCCACAGUCAAUGGAGAGAUCUGGGUGUUCAAUAAGAGUUACACUCAGUACAUCCCACUGUCCAUAUAUGACCUUCAGAGCUGGAUGGGAAGUCCCUCUAUCUAUGUGUAUGACUGCUCUAAUGCUGGAGUCAUUGUGGAAUCCUUCAAACAGUUUUCUCAGCAGAGGGAACAGGAAAUAGAGUCUGUCACUCAAAAUGGUGGACAGAAAAGCCCAUCCCAAUUCUCUACCAAACACUGCAUACAGCUAGCUGCCUGUGGAACCAAUGAACUGCUGCCCAUGAAUCCGGAACUACCUGCAGAUCUCUUCACCUCCUGUCUCACUACACCGAUAAAAAUAGCUCUCAAAUGGUAUGUGUUGCAGAAUACAGACAAGUUAGUACCUGGAUUAACUCUAGAUAUGGUGGACAAGGUUCCGGGCCAGUUGAAUGAUAGACGCACAAUGCUAGGAGAACUGAACUGGAUCUUCACGGCCAUCACUGAUACUGUGGCCUGGAACACUCUGCCUAGAGCGGUUCAGCGGCUCUUUCGUCAGGAUCUACUGGUGGCUAGUUUAUUCCGUAACUUCCUCCUGGCCGAGAGGAUUAUGAGGUCGUACAACUGUACCCCUGUAUCUAGUCCUAACUUGCCCUCCACGUACCAGCAUCCUAUGUGGAAUGCUUGGGACUUAGCACUGGAUCAAUGCCUCUCCCAGCUGCCCCACCUGUUAGAGAGUGAGGACACCUCUUUCAAACACAGCCCAUUCUUUGCAGAGCAGCUGACUGCCUUCCAGGUGUGGCUAUCGUACGGCUCCGAGUCCAGGUCUCCACCAGAGCAGUUACCCAUUGUACUUCAGGUGUUGUUAAGCCAGGUGCACAGACUGCGGGCGCUGGAUUUGCUGGGCAGGUUCCUGGAUCUAGGGCCCUGGGCUGUCAGUUUGGCACUGUCAGUGGGGAUUUUUCCAUAUGUACUGAAGCUGUUACAAAGCUCAGCACGAGAGUUACGCCCCUUGUUGGUAUUCAUUUGGGCCAAAAUCUUGGCCGUAGAUAGUUCAUGCCAGGCAGAUUUGGUGAAGGACAAUGGUCACAAGUACUUCCUGUCUGUGUUAGCUGACCCCUACAUGCCUGCUGAGCACCGGACCAUGGCAGCAUUUGUUCUGGCUAUGAUUGUCAAUGAGUAUCAGCAGGGGCAGGAGGCAGCACUGCAGGGUAAUCUGAUCUCUAUAUGUCUGGAACAGUUGACGGACUCGCACUCUCAACUCCGCCAGUGGCUGGCUAUCUGUCUAGGCAAGGUGUGGACCCAGUUUGACCCUGCCCGGUGGUGUGGGGUGAGAGACAGUGCUCACGAGAAACUCCACAAGAUGUUGUCUGACCCUAUCCCUGAGGUUAGAGCAGCUGCAGUUUUCGCCCUGGGGACUUUUAUCUCUAACUGUACCCAGCGUAGCGACCACGCUAACAACAUUGACCUUGGGGUUGGGAUGAAGCUGAUAGGUGUCCUGCAGGAUGGAAGCCCCUUAGUCAGGAAGGAGCUGGCUGUGGCUUUCUCAGGGCUGGUUGUCCAGUUUGAGAGUCAGUUUGCUGCCAUUGCCCAUCAGUUCAUCGAGGAAGAGAGGACAAAGGAGACGAACAGUGCAAUGGUGGCCGCGGUGCCGGGUGGGUGGAAUCUAGUGACAUCUGGUGGCAGCUCUGAUGGCCUCUUGCACUCAGGGAGCCUUACCAUCAAACGCACUUCCUCCAAAACCAGCCUUAAGGGCUUUUUUACGUCCCCAGCUCAAACUGUCAACAUCAUGCCCGUGCCACCUAUCAUGACCUAUAGCUCCAGUGGAAGUUUUGAGAGCUCUGGCAGUGUGGAUGUGCCUUCCACAGGCAGCGGUAUGCGGAGGGUCUCCUCCAGCUCUUCCAUCGCAGGAACGACGGCUGUCAGCCUGAACAACGUGUACGCCAAUGUGUGGAAGGCCCUGAUCCAACUGACCCUUGACCCUAGUCCAGACGUAGCAGAACUCUCCAAGGACCUGGUGAAUGGCAUCAAGCUAAAGGCGAUGGUCAGUGCUCGACCAAAACAAGUGUUACAGAACUCAUCAAGCUCUCACUCUGCUCCCUCUAGUCCCUCCACUCGACCGAGUCAUCUACCUGAGAGUCCUCCACAUAAUGGUCCUCCUAACAUUGUGGACACUGGUGGUGCCCCCACACUACAUUCUCCCACCAGGGGAGGUAACCCAGCUGUCCCAUACUCCACACAGUUUUCUCGCUCUCGGAAGAUCUUUGAUAAGGGUCCUAACUUGGUUAAUGUAACAAUUGAUGAACAUGAGGAGGAGAACGCCGAGCCUAAGUGGGUCAAGGCCAUCACAACAGAUUUCUUCCAGUGGUGUUGUCGCCAGUUUGCGCGCCCGGUGAAAUGUGUCAAGUCCGAGAAGGAUCCGGAGAGCGUGUUUCACCAGCAAAGGCAGUUUAGGUUCAUGAGAAAUCGGGGGCUGAGGGCUGAGGGCAGGGAGGAGCAACGCAGGGCAGGUUUUAACCGACUGGAUGAUCAGAUCUUCGUCAAUCGUAAUCCGGGUGUACCCUGUGCAAUCAAGUUCCAUGGUUACGAGCCUCACCUGGCUGUAGCUGAUCGGGAAGGGGUCAGUAUCUGGGACUGGGAAUCAGGCACCAAGCUGAGCUAUCUGCAGAAUGACAACCCGAAACACUCCAAGAUCACCUGCAUGGAGUACAUGAAUGCUCAUGACAUCCCGCUCCUCAUGUGUGGCUCAGAUGAUGGCACUGUUCGAGUGUGGAGGAAUUUUGUCCGAGAUUCUGGUGAGGCUAAGGAGCUGGUCACGUCAUUCCAGGCUCUGUCAGACAUGUUACCUCUGUCAAGAGGUGCCGGCAUGGUGGCUGAUUGGGAGCAGGGCUCCGGCAUUCUCCUUACUUCUGGGGAUGUUCGUAUCGUCCGGGUGUGGGACACAAGCAAAGAGAUGAAGGUCCAGGACAUCCCGACUGGUGCGGACAGCUGUGUGAGCAGCCUGGCAUGUGACUCUCUGGGCAGGUCCCUCCUCAUAGCAGGCUGUGGGGAUGGAACUGUCCGCCUGUUUGACCGUAGAAUGGCACCAGCAGAAUGUCGUGUGAUGACCAUGAGGGAGCACAAUGGCUGGGUUGUGAAGACAUAUCUACAGAGAGGAACUGAGGGCAAGAUCAUUAGCGCAAGUGUGUCUGGAGAUGUAAGGUUCUGGGACCCCAGGUUUACAGAAUCCAUCAAAACUAUCACCUUCCAGCAGGGUAUGACAUCUCUGGAGAUUCACCCUUAUGCUGAUGUCCUUGCCUGUGGCUCAGUGAACCAGUACAUCACCGUUUUUAAUCAGUCGGGGGAUACACUAAGCACAAUGAAAUACCACGAAGGUUUUAUGGGUCAGAGGAUUGGACCAAUCAGCUGCAUGGCUUUCCACCCACAUCGGGUCAAGCUGGGGGCAGCCAGCACAGACUCAUUCAUAUCUGUGUACUCAACCCCGGAUACCAAGAAGAGAUGAUGCACCGAACACCUUAGCCACUCUUCCUGAUCCCCUCCUCACAAGUUACCUACCACACCUACACCUU